Molecule: messenger RNA, 812 nt
Organism: Sorghum bicolor (sorghum)
Lineage: Eukaryota; Viridiplantae; Streptophyta; Magnoliopsida; Poales; Poaceae
Product: 40S ribosomal protein S13-1
Exons: 1
Coding region: 124-579 (151 amino acids)
Biological process (GO): translation
Cellular component (GO): ribosome; nucleolus; cytosolic small ribosomal subunit
Molecular function (GO): structural constituent of ribosome; small ribosomal subunit rRNA binding
Source: RefSeq, a predicted model, not a curated record
GCGGGUAAGCCUCAUGCCAUUUCCAGCAUUCUAGGUUUCCGUCUCGCCGCCACCGCCGCCAACUUGUCCCUCGCUCUCCCUCCUGCUCGCCGCAGCCGCCCACCGUUCGUCGCAACCGCCGCCAUGGGCCGCAUGUACGGGCCCGGGAAGGGCAUGUCCUCGUCGGUGCUGCCCUACGCUCGCGCCGCCCCUGGCUGGGUGAGGUCGACCGCCGCGGACGUGGAGGAGAUGAUCGUGCGCGCCGCCAAGAAGGGCCACCUGCCGUCGCAGAUCGGUGCGCUUCUCCGCGACACGCACGGCGUCCCGCUGGUCCACGGCGUCACGGGCGGCAAGAUCCUGCGCAUGCUCAAGGCCCGCGGCCUCGCGCCGGAGGUGCCCGAGGACCUCUACUUCCUCAUCAAGAAGGCCGUCGCGAUCAGGAAGCACCUGGACAGGAACCGCACGGACGUGGACGCCAAGUUCCGCCUCAUCCUCGUCGAGAGCAGGGUCCACCGCCUGAUCCGCUACUACCGCCGCACCAAGAAGAUCGCCCCCAACUUGAAGUACGAAUCCACCACCGCGAGCGCUCUUGUGGCGUGAUGGAUUUGAAUUGAUUCUCUAUAGCUUUGGAGUUUGUCUUAAUCCUAAGGAAGUUAAGUGAUAGUUGUAGUACUUUAUGCUAUGUGAGGUCUUUAAAUUUAUCUACCCGAUGCACCUAAGAAGAGGUGUGUAUCUUGAGACUCAGUUAUGAGACUGGAUCAAGUUCUUGACUUUUGAAGCUGCAUUAUUCAAAAUGGUUUGGAGUUGGGCUUACCUUGAGUAGGUUGGAUGAA